GGGAAGGUUUGAAUAUGGGGGAGCAGCGGCGAGUGUAUCUGAAAACUGAUCCGGUGAAUUGGAGAUGGCGCUGUGUACAGUGUGAGCGAGUUAACAGCCAAAGUUUUCAGAGCGCAGGAAAGUUCGUAGGAGAGGUGACCCGUGAUUCUAACAAGAGUUUUCUUCUCACAUUACCAUCGGGUUCGCAGUGCUAUACUGCGGACUGGAGACACUGCGUUUCUGCUCAAUGUUUCAUGGACGGUUUGAAUAGAUAAUCUCUAACGGAAUACUUGAGAGCCAGGAAUUUAAUCUACGGUUCGCUGCCUGUUCUGCAGUUUCAAUGACCUAUCGGCUAUUUUAUCACAGUGAGUAGGCUGAACGCGAUACGCUGUCUUGUUGUUGCAUAGCCUACUUUUGUAAAGGUGUGAGUCUGUUAGAAUGAAUUACCGCUUUUGGUAUUAUGUCAUGUAGUCUGGGGUGUUUUUAGAACUAUGAAUGACCCCCGUGACAAGGAUUCAAUACCGAUAUCUCGGAAACACCGACUCAUGGCUGCAGCCAUGCCUGGGGCUGAGAGCCCAUUGUACGGCAACACUUCCAGGUCUGAUCGGAAUGGGAUAGGAUUGGUUCACUGUUUUAUUUGUGGAAGCGGCGUUUCGCCCGGAAAAGAAUUGAGAUUACAAGUGAAAUAUCCGAAAGAGAACGGUCCGUUUUUCCCGUUUUUAGAAAACCAGGAGCCAGCGCCGGGGGCAUGUGAAGUCAGCCCGGAUGGACACGCUAUGGUGUGCGCCGUGUGCCACUGUUUUCUGGGGGAGCAGUGGAACUCGUUCGAGCGGACUAGGACACCCAUAGAGAAGCGUAUGUACUGGCUGAAGAGGCCGUACCAGUGCGACUCUCGGCGGAUACCACAGGAGUGGAACAUCUCCUAUGACCUGGAGCAGAGAAUCAGUGUCAGCAGCCAGAAUUACGACGGGAACGAGUCGGAUUUCUCCUCUUUCUCGGAAAACGAGAACAUGUCAGACCAAGAACUGGAUUUAGUAGACCGCGCCAGUGUGAGCAAGGAGAAGUACAAAACAUCUGGCAGCAACAGCAAAACUCCCAGAAACGGUAACAGGAAGAACAACAACAGUGUUAUCAGUGUUAAAAGCAGCCCUGACUCUCAACGGGCUAUCCGCUAUCCCGUGGGUGUUUACCAGGCACAAGACUCGCCGAAAUCGGAUAGUGCCAUGCCGCCCAGGCGCGGUGCUAAAAUGAUGAAUAAUCUCUCUCAGUCAUCAGUAUCUCUGGCCCAAGAGAUUGUGUCCCAGAGAUGCUAUGACAGCUCUCACGUCGACACACCUGUGCAGGACAACGGGAUCAUUAUGCGCAACAGGCAGUGGCUAGCGGAGGGGAAUGUCAGACACGCUGACCCGCGCCCUCUCCAACGCGCAGCUGAUAGCAGCUGUAGCUUAGCCAGGCAUCCCUCCCUCAUAUUCCACCAGAAAGGAGAGGAUCUCGCUGAUGCUGCCGACGGACUAUCACCCAUUGGCGCCGCUGUCACCUCUAGGCGCGACACAGCAGCACCUAGAGAACGUGUUCCGGGCAAGUUUAUAGCCUCUGACAACUCUGACAACGACCACGAGAUCAAUAUAACCAGUGACGACGACCGCGAGGUGUUUGAAGAAGCUGGCAGCAGCAGAGAGAGGGUAUUGGCCCUGCUGAGACCACCCAGGGACGCUGCAGGGAGGGUCAUUGCCAUGCCCCAGAGUGGUGCCAGUGGUGGUGCCAACAGGAGUACCAGUCCCGAGGAGUGUGUGUGUUACAUCUGCGGCAGCGGGCUGUGGCAGGGCGGGAGGUUCUGUGUGUCUGUGCAGAAGCAGGAGAGGGCAGCCAGCGAGCCCUUCUUCCCCUUCCUGUGGUUACACAGCCCUCCCCCUGGCGCCAUACCCCUCACCCCGGGGGGCACCACCCUGGUCUGUGCCAGCUGCCACACCUCCCUAAUGCAGCAGUGGCAGGGCUUCCAGCUGGCCGACGUGCCCGUUCUCCAGCGCCUCUACGUGGUCCCCCUCAACCAGGGCUCCUCCACCCCUGCACCAGCCUCGGGCCCCCCUCCCUGCAUCACUUCCCAGGAAAGGCACCCCUUAGAGCCCCUGGACCGCCUACCUAAGUCUCAGGCUUCCUGUGAGGCCUGUUUCCUCUGUGGCCAGGAGUGCGGGCAGAAUGUGAGGGUGGCACAUGCACGGGUCGGCAUGGGAAAAGCCCGCGGUGCCAUGUAUUUCCCCUUCAUCAACCUGCUGCCGUGCCCUCCUGGUGCCCAGGGAGUGAGGAACGGCCAGGUGCACUGCUGUCCUCCAUGCCACGCCAUCCUGGAGGAGAUCUGGGGGGCGUACCGCCUCAGCCUAAGUGAGGACCUCAUCACCUCUGUCACCUCCUUCCUGGGGAGGUACCACGCAGCGCUGGCCACGGGGGGAGCCGGACUGGCCCAUUCCCAAAAGGGGGUGUCCUCCUCUUCCUCUGGUCAUGGUGGGUCUGUAUCAGUGUGUUACCUGUGUGGGGCAGAGCUAGGGGUUGGGGGGGAGUUCCAACUCCAUGUCAACCCUCCCGGGCGCUGUGGAGAGAGAGAGCCCUUCUUUCCCUUCCUCACCAUCCACCCCCCCGCUCCCCGCGCCAAACCUGCCGACGCCACCGGCCUGGUGUCAGCCUGUGCCCUCUGCUAUCACGACCUGCAUGCCCAGUGGGCUCAACAUGAGAGCCAGGGUUCUGCCACCUCCAGCUCUACAGCCCCAGGCCCAGCCUCCUCCACCCCCCAGCCGGCCAGCUCUCCCUGGGCCAGACAGUACAGCUGCGAGGCCUUUGUGUGCUUCUUCUGCAGACAGGAGCAGAGGCGUCAGGGGGGGCUGUGUGCGGUCACAGUGGCCAGGCUGCCCGUGUUCCUGUACGCCCCGCGCGGACGCCGCACCCUCCUGGUGGAUGAUGGGAGAAAGCUGGUGAUUGGCUCGUGUGUGGAAUGUAAGUCCAUGGUGCUGGCGGGACAGAGCAUGCAGCAGGAGAGAGUCAGGGACGGGGAGGGACAGAGAGACGGGAGGACAGAGACAGAGUCACCUCCCGCUACAUCACGCCCCAGACACAAGACAUCCAGUGUGAUUGAGGGCGUGGCCAGAGUCAGCAAGGAGGCGGAUUCUGCCGUACAUGCAUCAGCAGUGAGCGAAUCACAAUCAACGGAACCUGGGGUUGGCCACACACCCUCUACCCCCCACCCUGGAGCCAGAGAGAGGAGACCGCCCACCUUCCAGUAAGUACCUUGACUUCUGACCCCUGACCUCCAACCCCUGCUCCUGGCCUCUGUCCCCACCAAAACGUUCUAUUGUGUGUGGGUUAGAAUGAAUUAUCUCUGACUCCUAGGUAUUUUGUGCUGCACAAAUUCUUCCAUUCUCUUUUAUUUUCUCUCUUCCAUUUUUUCUUCCACCC
Molecule: messenger RNA, 3423 nt
Organism: Salmo salar (Atlantic salmon)
Lineage: Eukaryota; Metazoa; Chordata; Actinopteri; Salmoniformes; Salmonidae
Source: RefSeq, a predicted model, not a curated record